AUGGCUCCUUUUGCCGAAGGAAGACACAUGCGUGAUAUAUUAGCUGUGUUGGAGAGCAAUCAUAAACGUGUACCGUGCGAUGUGGACGAUGACGCACUUUUAAUACUUAAGGGAGCCGUGUGCGGCAGUGGCCAAGACAUUGUUUCUGCGUACGAUGCGUUGUGCGUGUAUGACUGGAGAGACUCGGGAAUUGGCGCAAACGGUCCAGGAGGUUGUGUGAUUAAUUAA
Molecule: messenger RNA, 228 nt
Organism: Acaulospora morrowiae
Lineage: Eukaryota; Fungi; Glomeromycota; Glomeromycetes; Diversisporales; Acaulosporaceae
Source: the annotation of a GenBank genome assembly